Molecule: messenger RNA, 1053 nt
Organism: Papaver somniferum (opium poppy)
Lineage: Eukaryota; Viridiplantae; Streptophyta; Magnoliopsida; Ranunculales; Papaveraceae
Exons: 6
Coding region: 1-1053 (350 amino acids)
Biological process (GO): DNA transposition
Molecular function (GO): transposase activity; DNA binding
Source: RefSeq, a predicted model, not a curated record
AUGGCUGCAACAACACUUCAUGGUCAGAAUAAUCUUGUGCCUUUAGGCAUUAAGGUCUGUCAGAGUGAAACUAAGGAGAACUGGAAUGUGUUCCUCAAGGAUUUGGCUCCAGCAAUCAAUGCACAUCAUGCUGGCAGAAUUACCUUUAUUUUUGAUAGGCAGAAAGGCUUGUUGGAAGCUGUUCCUAAGGUUUUCCCUGGUGCAAGAGUUAGAUAUUGUUUCAGGCACUUAUACAAGAACUUCAAGAAGUACUACAAGGCACCAACCUUGCACAACUCAUUGUGGAAUGCAUGCAAAGCUUACAAAGUAAAGUAUUUUCAGGAUCACUUUGACAGUAUAUGCAAAGAAAAUGCUGAUGCUGGUGAAUAUCUUAGGAAAGAAGAUCCAAGUACUUGGUCUAGGGCCUAUUUUGAUCCCCUUAGCUGUUGUGAGCAUAUGAAUAACAAUUUCUCUAAGUCUUUUAAUUCUAUGAUUUCUAAUAUGAGAGAUAAACCUAUAAUCCAACUAGGCAUGAUGUAUGGUCAGUUAGUCAUGGGUUUGUUAUUUAAGAGAAGGGAAGAAUCUGCUAAGUGGCUAAGAGGAUUCCCUUAUCAAGAUGUUGUAUGUGCAUUGAAACUGCUCAGGCCAAAUUGGAAAGAUUAUUGUGCUCCUUACUGUUCUGUGGAAUAUUAUAGGACCACAUAUUCAGAUGUUGUCAUACCAUUAGAAGACAUAGCUGAAUGGCCAACGAACAUCAACUUAAACCCUCCUCCUUAUCAGAGAAAAACUGGAAGACCAGCAAAGAAGAGGAAGAGAAGUUAUGAUGAACCUGAAACUAUGGUGAAUAAAAGGAAGCGUGGAAAAUGUGGAUCCACUGCUGGUCACAACAGGAGAACCUGUGCUGGUGGUGAUGUUGGUAAAAACCAAACUGGAUUCAAGCCAAGCACUGAGUAUGAUGCUGAAAACUGCACCUUCACUAGUAGAGAUCAGCCUGAAAGUAGCACUGCAAGGGUUAAAGCCAAGGUGAACAGAUCCAUAGGUACAUCAUCAUUUGUUGCUGAGUCAUCUGCAUGA